AUGGCCCAGCGAGUUAAUGAUGUUAUGAAGCUGUGUUGCGAGUUAUCUGCCAACCAGCAGAUUAAGUCCACGGUGAAGGGCUCGGGGAAAGGAGCGGCGGCAGCUGGAGGGCUCGCUUUCGCCGGGGGAUUGAUCGGUGGUCCUCUGGGUAUUGCUGUAGGUGGAGCAGUGGGAGGCCUCGUGGGCUGCUGGAUGACCAGUGGACAAUUCCAACCGCUGCCUCAGAUCAUAAUGGAGCUGAGCCCUCAGCAGCAAAGGCAGCUUUAUGACGAUCUAAUGGUCAUCAUGGGGGACAUCCAGUGGACAGAUCUGCUGCAGCUCAGUAGUCUGGUGAUGGGGAACCUCGCCCUGAAGCAGCAGCUGACAGCUGCUCUUAUUGGGUACGUCACCAAGGAGCUACAGUCCGAGGUGCACUAUGUGGAUUAG
Menidia menidia (Atlantic silverside) is the source of this 426-nucleotide messenger RNA. The record is from the annotation of a GenBank genome assembly. NCBI's taxonomy places the organism in Eukaryota, Metazoa, Chordata, Actinopteri, Atheriniformes, Atherinopsidae.